This is a messenger RNA of Solenopsis invicta (red fire ant), 2149 nucleotides long. Its product is annotated as alanine aminotransferase 2. Bases 180 to 1658 code for a protein of 492 amino acids. The record is from RefSeq and is a predicted model, not a curated record. The transcript has 5 exons. Gene Ontology annotation, molecular function: pyridoxal phosphate binding; L-alanine:2-oxoglutarate transaminase activity. Gene Ontology annotation, biological process: biosynthetic process. Lineage: Eukaryota; Metazoa; Arthropoda; Insecta; Hymenoptera; Formicidae.
CUUGGAAAAAAAAUAAUGUAUUAAAGUUUAUGUGUUUCAAAAAUAAUAGUGAAGUUAAAAUUUAAAUCAUUUAACAAAAUUAAUCAGUACUUACUGAUAAUCGAGGAGUAGGGAUGCUGGAUGCGUAGCCGGUGUCCUCAACAUCGUUGCUACUUCAGCCGAUUAUUCCCUGUCGCAGAAUGGCAUUGAAAGCAGCGACGGUGGCGGCGGCAAAAUUACGCGGCAAAAUCCUCACCAAGGAUAAUGUCUUCGUGAACCUGCGUAAUAUGGAGUUUGUGGUGCGCGGGCCGCUGCAAGUCCGGGCGCAGGAGAUCGAGAAGGAGCUGCAAAAGGGCGUCAAAAAACCCUUCAAGGAGGUAAUUACAGCGAACAUUGGUGAUGCCCACGCGAUGGGCCAGCAGCCCAUCACGUUCCUGCGGCAGGUGCUCACGCUGACAGUCUCGCCGAAUCUUCUGGAUGAUCCAAUUUAUCCGGAGGAUGCGAAGAAGCGCGCCCGAUGCGUUCUGGAGAGCUGCGAUGGCGGCAGUGUGGGCUCAUACACACAUUCGACCGGCAUCGAGUAUAUUCGCAAACAUGUUGCGCGAUACAUUGAGGAACGUGAUGGCGGCAUCUCUUGCGACUACAACAACAUCAUUCUUUCGAACGGAGCUACUGACGGUAUUAAGUCACUUUUAAACUUAUUCAACGAAAGGAUUAACGACAAACCAUCCGGCGUGUUGAUCCCGAUUCCGCAGUAUCCUCUGUAUUCAGCCGUUUUAGCGGAGUUCGGUCUUGCACAGAUUGGAUACUAUUUAGACGAAGACAACAAGUGGUCGUUGGAGAUUAGCGAGUUGGAACGAGCACUGGAAGAGGUCAAAGGCACGUGCAAUCCUCGCGUGCUGGUGGUGAUCAAUCCCGGUAAUUCGACCGGUCAAGUCUUGACUCGCAAGAACAUUGAAAACGUCAUCCGCUUUGCCCAGAAGCAUCACCUGUUCCUACUGGCCGAUGAAGUCUAUCAAGACAAUAUAUAUGACAAGGACAGCGCGUUCCACUCUUUCAAGAAAGUCAUGACGGAGAUGGGCGAACCGUACUCGAAGAUGGAGCUUGCGUCAUUUAUGUCCAUCUCAAAAGGAUACAUGGGAGAGUGCGGGAUUCGCGGCGGGUAUGCCGAGAUCAUCAACAUGGAUCCGGAAGUGAUGGAAGUACUAUAUAAAUCGAUCUCCGUGAUGGUAUGUCCUACGGUACUAGGUCAGGUAGUGAUGGAUGUCGUGGUGAAUCCUCCGCGACCGAACGAGCCAUCAUACGAGCAAUUCCAAAAGGAAAAGAAGGAGACACUGCGUUCCCUAGCAGAGAGAUCGCAGCUUGUUGUCGACUCGCUUAAUAGUAUUCCAGGAUAUAAGGCGAAUCCGCCAAUGGGCGCGUUGUAUGUGUUCCCGCGCUUCGAGCUGCCACCGAAAGCGAUCGAAGAGGCGCGAGCAAAAGGUCAGGAGCCGGAUGUCUUCUAUGUGUUCAAAGUGUUGGAGAACACCGGGAUUUACGUGUUUCCGGGUUCGGGCUUUGGUCAAAUACCCGGCACGUACCACUUCCGGACCACGAUACUGCCUGAAAAAGAAAAAAUCAAAAUAAUGCUUGAAGCACUAAAGCAAUUCCAUCUUAAGUUCCUUAAGGAAUACAGUUAAAUAAUAUUUUUACUUGAGAAAUUUGGCAUUAUAAGAAAUAUAUGUAGAAAUAAAUGAGAAAUGACCGCAUGAGGCUGUGCAUAUUCGCGCGAGGACUAAUUCCAGGUCUGAACACGCUUUGUUAACGUGAAAUAAUUUUAUUACGAUUAAUGACUUAUUAUCAAAAAACUUUCCGUAUACGGUGUCAUUAUUACGUAGUGUAUUACGGAGUAUAGCAAUCAUGACAAAAUUUUAAAUUUAUUGUAUCUAAAUGUAAAAAAAUGUAAAUCAUUGAUGUGAAGAAUACCUGUAAUUUAUUUAUUUUUAUAUUUUUGUAAUCUACUGUUACGAUAUUUUGAAAAUAAUCUCAAAAUAUACUGUUGUGACAAAUAUUAUGUAGUAAUUAACAGGAAAAAAAGUUGAAUACAUUGAUUUUGUUAACUUAAACCACGAUCAAUAAAUUUUGAACCGCGAUAUCUUAAGAACAAUAAAUUCAGGAAACAUUUUAAUAC